AUGAGCGAUAGCCAGCUGCUCCUGACCAACAAUGGUCGCACGGACGUAGUGCAAUGGGACAACUACAGUUUCGUUCUCAACAACCAGAGGAUCUUCUUAUACUCCGGGGAGUUCCACACUUUCCGCUUGCCAGUGCCGAGCCUAUGGCCAGAUAUCCUCCAGAAGGUGAAGGCGGCUGGGUUGAAUGCUAUCAGUGUCUACACACAUUGGGGCCUGAUUAACCCAUCUCCUGAAGUAAUCGACUUCAAUGACUAUCGUGCUCUACAGCCCCUGUACGACGCCGCAAAGGAAGCGGGAGUAUGGAUUGUCUUGCGUCCAGGCCCAUAUAUCAAUGCUGAAACAACGGCUGGAGGCAUUGCGCACUGGGUGACCUCGCAAGUAGCUGGUAUGCUCCGUACCAACGCUAGCGAUUACACUGCAGCCUGGCAAGAUUACAUACACGGUAUCAUCAACGAAACCGCCGCGAAUCAAGUGACUCAGGGUGGACCAGUGAUAGUAAGGUAUAUGUUCACAAAUACUCUUACUCUAGACAACGAAUACACCCAGUACGGGUUUCCUGGUAGUGCCGGCUAUUUCGCGGACCUGGAGGCCGACUACCACAACUCGUCGAUCGUGGUGCCUCUCACUUACAACGAUCCCGGUGAGGGGAGAAACUUCGUCAAUGGUACUGGUGCAGUUGAUAUAUACGGCCUGGAUGCAUACCCACAAGGAUUCGAUUGCUCCAACCCAGAAGUGUGGAGCGCUCUUCCAACAAAUUGGCAUGACUAUCACGAAAACACCAACCCAUCGCAACCAUGGUACUUCCCUGAGUUUCAAGGUGGUGCGUUCGACGCGUGGGGACCGACUGCACCAGGGUACGAGGCGUGCCGCGUCUUGACCGGAGCAGACUUUGAGUCGGUAUUCUACCGGGCGCUUUGGGCGUCGAACGGGAAACUGAUGAACUUCUAUAUGGUAUACGGUGGAACUUCUUGGGGUGCCUUACCCUACCACGGAGUUUACACGUCAUAUGAUUAUGGGAGCUCAAUAGCGGAGAACCGUACGUUGACGGAGAAGUAUGCCGAGUUAAAGCGGCAAGGCCUCUUCCUGCGCAGCUCUUCCGAAUUCUAUAAGACGGACUGGAUCGGUAAUAGCAGUACUGGUGCUGUUGUAGUCUCGAACCCAGCCGCCUUCGCUGUCUACCUCAGGAACCCCGAUAGUGGCGCCGGGUUCUACAUCAUGAGACAGACCAAUUCAAGCUCAACGGCAACGACCGAGUUCCAACUGAAUGUGCAAACGUCGGCAGGCGUUCUAACAUUGCCACAGGCUGGAUCAAAUAUCACGCUCAGUGGUCGAGAAUCCAAAGUAGUCGUGACUGAUUACCUGUUCGGGUCCUCUAGGAUGUUGUACUCCACAGCUCAGGUCUUGUACGCCGGCGUCAUUGGAGGCCGUGACGUCCUGUUCCUGUACGGUGACUCUAGCCAGGAGCAUGAGGCGUCUAUAGCUUUCACCGGUAUUCCCAACAUGAAGGCGUCAGGUCCCACGAUAUCUAUUCAGUGCGACAACCGCCGGGACACUACCAUCAGUUUCUUACCAGGUCUCAACGGACUUGUGACCGUGUACGAUUCGAGCACGCAAUUGGUGCUAUUUGCUGACACUGUCACUGCUGGGUCGUUCUGGUCCCCUGUUAUUUCUGGAAGCGGCGAGUUCUCCAACUAUUGGCAGUUUGGGACGAAUACGUCCAUCCUGGUCGGCGGUCCUUACUUGGUGCGAAACGCGACAAUAGAAGGACCCACUCUGGCAUUACAGGGUGAUUUGGAGACCGGCGUUAGACUUAUCGUCAUUGCGCCUCCAGGCUUGGAAGAAGUUACUUGGAACGGCGUACCUGUUCUGGCGGAUGUACAAGCCGCGUCGUCCUUGUCAUCCGUGGGCGGAUUUGUUGGUCAGCUGGGGAUGUCCCUAACAGCUGCACAUAUCACCGUACCAAGCUUGACGAACUGGAAAUAUGCCGAUAGCUUGCCCGAAAUCAUUAGAGGCUUUGCGGAUACAAACUGGACUCUCGCUGAUCACAGAACAACGAAUAUACCCUUCCCUCCGUAUUAUGGAGACGGGAGGAUACUUUAUGGGUGCGAUUAUGAAUAUUGCGAGAAUAUUGUUCUGUGGAGAGGGCACUUCAACGCCACUGGCGAUGAGCAGUCAGUAAACCUAUCAAUCAAUGGCGGAGAAGCUUUCGCUGCCAGCGUCUGGGUGAACAACUUCUUUCUAAAUACCUCUUACGGCAACUCCACAAAUGACAGGCACAUCCUGGAAGAGACCGACGAUAAGUUUCACUUCCCGCCUGGUUCUCUGUUGCCUGGUCAGGACAAUGUCAUAACUAUUGUACAAGACAACAUGGGUCUUAACGAGACGGGCUCUACACCAGACGCCUCGAAAUCACCUCGCGGCGUUCGAGGCUUCCAGCUGAACACGGGUAACUUCAGCGAAUGGCGUGUACAAGGCAAAGUCGGUGGAUAUACCAACUAUCCUGACAAAGUCCGGGGAGUCAUGAAUGAGGGUGGGCUAUUCGGUGAACGCCAAGGGUGGCAUCUUCCUGGAUACGACAUCUCGUCCUGGACAACCAGAGAUCUGACCGAAGGUCUGCCGAAUGGCACAGCAGGAGUUGGCUUCUUCGUCACCACCUUCGAUCUCAGCAUACCUAGCGGUUAUGACGUGCCUAUCUCAUUCAACUUUGACAACAGUACUCAACCGUACCGGGUAUACCUCUAUGUGAACGGAUGGAUGAUGGGCAAGAGGGUGGCUAAUCUGGGUCCCCAGACAAAAUUCCCCGUGCAAGAAGGUAUCCUCAACUACAAGGGAACAAACACUGUGGCUGUUGCAUUAUGGGCGAUGGAGAAUAUGGCGGUAUCACCGUCGCUGGAACUCAACAUCGAUGGGAUCUACGAGGGCGGUGUUGGCGGCAUUGUUACCAAUAACCCUGGCUAUUCACCCCUCGAGCGCAUUUGA
Messenger RNA from Gloeophyllum trabeum ATCC 11539, 2979 nucleotides. RefSeq names its product glycoside hydrolase family 35 protein. The record is from RefSeq and is a predicted model, not a curated record. Gene Ontology annotation, cellular component: vacuole. The transcript is spliced from 19 exons. Gene Ontology annotation, molecular function: beta-galactosidase activity. Lineage: Eukaryota; Fungi; Basidiomycota; Agaricomycetes; Gloeophyllales; Gloeophyllaceae. Gene Ontology annotation, biological process: carbohydrate metabolic process. The coding region runs from base 1 to 2979 and encodes 992 amino acids.